This is a messenger RNA of Bombus pascuorum, 794 nucleotides long. RefSeq lists its product as uncharacterized. The coding region runs from base 139 to 375 and encodes 78 amino acids. Lineage: Eukaryota; Metazoa; Arthropoda; Insecta; Hymenoptera; Apidae. The record is from RefSeq and is a predicted model, not a curated record. The transcript has 3 exons.
GGUAGAUAAUUGUGAUUCGAUACUUUUCGAUAUAUUUUAGUAGGAUGCUGGUUAUAUAAUAUUGUUCUAUGGCUGUAGCAAUAAUAGUAGAUCCGUUUCGUUAGCUUGUUAAGAUUGUGUUUUAAACUGAUAAAAGCUAUGUCUGGAACACAGAUGAAGUACCCAUAUUCACUGGCUGCAAAAAUUAGACGAUUUCCAUUUCAUCAUUACAUGUUUGUAGCAAAGAAUGGUUGGGUAUUUAGAUAUUGGGCAAUUAGUACAAUACUUUGUUUACCUCUGUUCUAUAAAUUCCAUAAAAUGAGUCAUGCUCCAGAAAAUGUGAAAAAAUGGGAAGAGAUCCACAAAGAACAAUUUUCUGGGAAAAUGCAUCAUUAAAUUAUAAAUUAAAAACAUUGUAGUAUAAUGUGAAAGAGAAAUAUAUAUAUCUGAAUAUAUAUGAAUACAAUUUCAAAUUGUAUAUAAAAAUUCUAUUUAACCAGCUUCCGAUUUAUUAUAUAGUUUAUUAUAAACAAAUUUCAUUUGUAAAUCUAUUUUAAAAGUUUAUUACCAAAUUAAUCGUAUAAAACAUACAUGAUUACAAAGAACUGCUUCUACUGCUGUACAAUAUAAAGAUUAAUGAUAAUUUGUACCGUAGAUUUCAUGUAGGGCCAGCCUAAAAUUUGUAAUUUUCAAAAAAUAUGCUGAUUAUUGCAAAAAAGAAAAAGAGAAGCAAAAAGAAAGAUAAGUACUAUUAAUAUAUUAACAAUUUGAUAAAAUCUAAAACAAAAAUGAAAUAAAAUCCUGAAGUUUCUGUA